AUGGACACGCGACCGAGGAAGAGACAGAAGAGGAUCACGGGCUUAAACUCGGAUGAUGAGGGUCCUCAAGAUGCAAAUACUACCGCAGUAAAGCGUGCUCAAUCGAAGACAACACCUGCCGCAACAGAAGUCAGAGAUCCUCCACUAUCUUUGCCCGUAAGAAAACGAGCCAAGGCGUCUAAAGAUGGAGAAGCGAAAGCCGUAUCUUCAAAAGCUACAUCGAGUCCUCGGAAAUCGCGUUCUAAAGCGGCUGUGAAUGGAAGCCCUAACGCAAGGCAGCAUAAUGCGGCAGGGUCAAGACCUAUAUCUACCUUUUUCAGUACCACAGCUGCAGCUGUUACAAGACAGCAUCAUGUGAGCAAUGAUUCGCAACCGGCCGUACAUAUCUCUGCCGACUUUGAAGAAGAGGAUGAUAUUGAGGAUGAUCUGCUCAUGGAGGCCGCGAGUGGCUUCUUGUCGACCGCUGCGACCACGCAAAGUCAUCAUCAUAGCUCGCAGCAGCUGAAUUCAAACGUGAAGAGACCACCGAGUCUCACUCAGGCUUUCAAGCUUCCUGCGAGGGCCGCCAUUGAGCCGAGAUCACAGGACGUUAGACAUAAAGAUGACUUGGACAAACGGCCGUGGGUGGAGCGGCUUGGUCCGUCGACGCUGCAAGAGCUUGCAGUGAAUAAAAGAAAGGUCGAAGACGUCAAAAUAUGGCUUGAGAGUGUGUUCACUGGUAAAGUACCUAAGAGGUUACUCAUCUUGAAAGGCCCAUCAGGAUCCGGGAAGUCUACUACGAUCGAUCUGUUGGCAAAGACAAUGCACAUUGAUCUGGUGGAAUGGAGUAGCCCAGUGGGCUCUGAUUUUUCCUCUGAAGGUUAUACGCCUAUGUCCGCUCAACUCGAAGAAUUCGUGAGGCAGAGCGGGCGUUUUGGCGGACUGGAAUUGUCAGUGGCUGGACAGCCAUUUCAGCCCAGGACGAAAGUCAAUGCACACGCACAAGUACCCCUUAAUCGUCAGAAAAUCACCGUAUUGGAAGAAUUCCCAACAAACCUCGUUCAUGAUUCCACCGCUUUGCGAUCCUUUCGUUCUUGCAUUCUGCAGUAUCUAGCAUCUACCACGCCUGUUCAAGGUCAUUUUUCAAGUAAGGUCAGGUCGAAGAGUGAUCCAAUCAUCCCACUGAUUCUUAUCCUGACCGAAAUACGUGUAAGUUCUGAUGGUCCAGCUAGUGACAGCUUUACGGCCCAGCGAUUGCUAGGCCCAGAGAUUCUCGCUCAUAGCGGUCUGAGUACCAUUGACUUCAAUGUCAUUGCUCCAUCUUUUCUUGUCAAGGCGCUUGAGCUUGUACUUCGAAAGGAGGCCAGGGUGACCGGGCGGUUGCAGAAACCUGGCUCUGAAGUACUCAAAAGAUUAAGCGAAAGCGGAGAUGUUCGUAGUGCCAUCAGCUCCCUGGAAUUCCUUUGUGUCCAUGGCCACGACCCAAACUCAAAUACAGGGCAGCCUAGGAGCACUAUACUCGCUAAAGAAGCAAUGGAGCUAGUGACUCAACGGGAGUCUACUCUUGGCCUCUUUCAUGCUGUAGGCAAAGUCGUCUACAACAAACGCGAAGAACCCAGGUCCUCCGAUCUUCAGGAUGUCCUACCUCCCUCACACCUUUCCCACCUCGCCAAACCCCGUUUAUCAGAAGUCUUCCCUGACACACUCAUCGAUGAGACCGGCACGGACACCUCCACUUUUCUCGCCGCCCUGCAUGAAAACUUCGUAACCUCCUGUGAAGGCUCCACCUUCAUCGACAUCUUCAACAGCUGUCUUGACGCCCUUUCCUGCGCCGAUCUCCUCGAAGUUCCCCGAGGAUUCCGCCCUGGAUCUUUCGGUAGAUACCAAGGCGCAGGCUCCGACAGUAUCAAACAGGGAGAGAUGUCGUUUCAGCUAGCUGUCAGGGGCUUGUUAUUCUAUCUGCCAGACCCUGUGAAGAGGGGUGCUCUACCGAAUGGUAUACCGGGCCGUAAGGCCGGGAAGGGAGAUGCGUACAAGAUGUUCUAUCCCACGAGUGCGAGGCUGGGGAGACAAAGGGAGGAGAUCGAUGAUGCAGUUGACCGCUGGAUCGCUAGGGCGAGGAUGGGCCUGGAAGUUGACGGGGCAGCGGAGACAGUGAUGAGAAGUAUCGGAAUGACAAAGACGGAGUUGUUGCUGGAGCGACUUCCCUAUAUCGCGAGAUUUAGAAAAGGGAAAGCUAAAAGGGAUGUGGAGCUCGAUAGGAUCACGCAAUUUCGAGGCCUGAAGCUGGAUGCAGAGGCCGGCGAAGACGAGGUGGUCAGCGUGGAGCCCAUUCCUGGUCAAUCUAAGGGAUUCUUUGGUAGUAUUGGGAGCACAAGCUUCGAUGGCCCAAUCGAAGGGGAAAGGAAGUUGUAUCUGUCGGACGACGACAUUGAAGAUUAA
Molecule: messenger RNA, 2421 nt
Organism: Bacidia gigantensis
Lineage: Eukaryota; Fungi; Ascomycota; Lecanoromycetes; Lecanorales; Ramalinaceae
Exons: 1
Coding region: 1-2421 (806 amino acids)
Biological process (GO): mitotic DNA replication checkpoint signaling; DNA repair; DNA damage checkpoint signaling
Molecular function (GO): chromatin binding
Source: RefSeq, a predicted model, not a curated record